CCGUCAAAUUAUUGAGUUAUCGGGGUACAUGCUCCGGAAAGUGUUUCAUUUUUGAGCAACAGCUUGCAAUCGAGAGCUCAAAACCCCAAAAAAUCCGAGCUUUCUUGCGAAGAAAACUGUGACUUUCUGCCCAUUUUCUUCCACUUACGGCUGAAGAAUUUCGUGUUUUUUUCCUAUGUCAGGGACCGGUCAUUCUAGGAGCUGUACUCGUGAUCAAAUGGUCCCGCACCCCGGCAGGUGUUAAGGUCCAUGGACGCGGCAGCCUUUUACGAUCGCAAUUUCUUUGCUUUCGGCGACAGCAGGAACAUUAAUAUCCACAAGAAUAAGUUGAUUUACAAAGUGGCGAGCGACGAGGGCUCAAUGAAGGAGCUGGGUAUCGCGGAACACGAGAAAGCCAUAGACUUCAGCGGCUACCUGGAGCCCGCUUUACACGACCGACAGCUCACUCAAACCCUGGACCACCACCGCGGGGAAGACGUCUUCGCCAAUUUCCUGGCAGAAGAGGGCAAAAACCGACGAGUAACGCCCGGACAAAAUUACAAAACUUAUUUCUCAUUCAACAACCCGGGGCCCUGCCAAUCCACCAGCCCAUCAGAUACUAAUAUUCCGGGAUAUCUCGAUUUAUUGCAUUCCAGAGCUGACUCUGUGCUGGUCCAACACCAUUCUGAGAGGUAUAUAAAACCAGAGUUAAAACAAGAAUUUAAGGAGGGCACGAAGAUGGACAAUCGCAUCUGCACUUACGAGCCGAGAUCCUAUUUGCAUUACCAGUCGGCUCCAAAUCUUGGUAAUGUCUCUAGCGCCCCGUCCUGCUCCAGCCCACCCGGUACACCAGCCAUCCCAGAUGGGAGCCGCUCCAUGGGGCAUGACAAGAUCUCGAGCGGCAAGGCAAAAAAGCGCCUGGAUAGAGACAGCGACGAGUACAAACAGCGCCGGGAGAGGAAUAAUAUAGCGGUGAGAAAGAGCAGGGACAAAGCCAAGAUGCGCAACAUAGAGACGCAAAACAAAGUGCUGGAGCUGUCGGUGGAAAACGAACGCUUGCAGAAGCGUGUGGAGCAGCUGUCAAGGGAGCUGGCCACCCUGAGAAACUUACUGUCUGCUACGGGACGGCGCUGAUACUAUAGAAAGGACGCUCAAUUUAGUCAAUCACUACUGUACAGGUUUAGUAUUGCAACCGUUCAUUUUCCCGAAUCAUCCUUAGGUGACUGUCAGUGGAAUUAAAGUUGACCGCGAGAUGAAAGAAACUCAAAAUGAAAUUCAACGGUGCCUGGAUUGUACGUGACUGUCACUGUGAGACGCGGUCGUGUCGUCUGCUUGCGCUCGUAUUAUGUUUUCGAAUGAGGUGUUUUUUUAAUAUAUUUAUACGUUGUCAUGCAACGGUUGUCAAAAAGAGAAGUGGAUUUAGACAUGUAUGAUGCAACGCAAUGUAACAGUAUUGGUAGGGCAAUGGAAUGAUCUGAUAUAGAUAACCCAUUAAAACGUGUUUGUAAAUUGUAUAUAUGAAACCAUUUUGAUUGAAAUUAUUUUUACUAUUGAAAAGUGUAUUUGCUUAAUUAAAUUGGAAAACGCAUUA
This is a messenger RNA of Brienomyrus brachyistius, 1570 nucleotides long. Its product is annotated as CCAAT/enhancer-binding protein beta-like. The transcript has a single exon. The record is from RefSeq and is a predicted model, not a curated record. NCBI's taxonomy places the organism in Eukaryota, Metazoa, Chordata, Actinopteri, Osteoglossiformes, Mormyridae. Gene Ontology annotation, biological process: regulation of transcription by RNA polymerase II; DNA-templated transcription. The coding region runs from base 250 to 1113 and encodes 287 amino acids. Gene Ontology annotation, molecular function: DNA-binding transcription factor activity, RNA polymerase II-specific; RNA polymerase II cis-regulatory region sequence-specific DNA binding.